Peniophora sp. CBMAI 1063 is the source of this 234-nucleotide messenger RNA. NCBI's taxonomy places the organism in Eukaryota, Fungi, Basidiomycota, Agaricomycetes, Russulales, Peniophoraceae. The record is from the annotation of a GenBank genome assembly.
AUGAAGCUCUUCGCACUCACAUCCCUGCUCGCUGCUGUUGCUGUCGUCGCCGCGGCUCCCUCGGUUCCUGGUAGCGAGAGCAGCAUGAAACGGUCGGACGCUGCGGAUGUUGAGGCACGUUGCAUGGGCAGUGGCUGCUCCAAUCAGGGAUGCCUUUGCUCAGUUCAGUCCUCCUCCGUUCUUUCCAACAAACCGUCCGCCACACCGACUUUCGUUCCUAUGUUUGCAGCUUGA